This is a messenger RNA of Cuscuta campestris, 3308 nucleotides long. Lineage: Eukaryota; Viridiplantae; Streptophyta; Magnoliopsida; Solanales; Convolvulaceae. The record is from the annotation of a GenBank genome assembly.
CUGUUCCAAAAUAACCUGGUUCCUCUCCACUCUUCAGUGACAAUUUCCGGUAAACGCCAUAGUCUCCGACCCGGAGAGGGAUCUGCCGCCGUCAACCGAAAACCCUUACCUGACUGUGGCGACAUCACUUCUAGAUUCCAGUGCUUGCAGAGCUAGAAAUGCGGCUCUAGGUCUGCCUCUGGACUCAGAUUCUUGUUAACUUGGGAAGUUGAAAUGAAAACAGGACCGUUUGGAUAACAGGAAUUGCAGCAGCUAUGAUGCGGCUCCUUAAAAUCGAAGGAUUACUGUCACAUAUUGACUCAAAAAAGGCUUUCAAAUUUGCAUAUGUCAAAAGAUUCUUGUGUGCGGGUACAGGAAAUUGUGAUCAACAAGGGAGAGGCAUAGAAUUUUCAAACACAUCUGAGUGUUUAGGUAAAGAAGGAGUUACUGGGCAAUGGAAGAACCAAGAAUACACUAGCAAAUUGGACGGUGUUAGACAAGUAGUAGAUAGCAUUUGCAAGGUUUUGGAGAGUGGUCCGUUGGGACCUUCCUUGGAGAACGCUUUAUCUGAUAAUGACGAAAAACACGAUACUGAUGUUGUAAUUGGAGUCUUACGGAAGCUAAAGGAUGUAAAUGUUGCAAUAGACUAUUUCCGUUGGGUUGAGAAGAAAAAUGACCAAACUCAUUGCCCAGAAGCAUAUAAUUCACUUCUUAUGGUACUGGUGAGGAGCAGAAAUUUUGAGCACUUGGAGCAGAUAUUCGAAGAAAUGAGUCUUGCUGGGGUUUGUCCUUCUAGUAGAGUUUGCAUUGAAUUCGUUACAGGAUGUGUUAAGAGGCGGAAAUUCAAAGAAGCAUUUGAUCUAAUUCAAACCAUGAGGAAAUUUAAGUUUCGCCCAGCAUUUUCAGCAUAUACAGCAUUAAUAGGUUCCUUGUCUGAAGUACAGGAACCCGAUCUUAUGUUGAACCUCUUUCAUCAGAUGCAGGAGUUAGGAUAUGAAGCAAAUGUCCAUUUGUUCACAACAGUGAUUCGAGCAUUUGCGAAAGAGGGCCGAGUAGAUGUGGCUCUAUCGUUGUUGGAUGAGAUGAAAAGCAACUCCUAUAAUGCGGAUAUUGUCCUCUACAAUGUUUGCAUUGACUGCUUUGGUAAGGCGGGUAAGGUCGACAUGGCUUGGAAAUUCUUUAAUGAAAUGAAGGCCCUUGGGAUCAUGCCUGAUGAAGUGACCUAUACUAGCAUGAUUGGUGUUCUCUGUAAAGCUAAUAGACUUCUCGAAGCUGUUGAGCUAUUUGAGCAGAUGGAGCUAAAUAGGGCAGUUCCUUGUGCAUAUGCAUACAACACAAUGAUCAUGGGUUAUGGAUCUGCUGGCAAGUUCGAUGAAGCAUUCAAAUUACUAGAGAGGCAGAGGCUAAAGGGUUCAGUACCAAGUGUGAUUGCAUAUAACACUAUCCUUACUUGCCUCGGGAGGAAGAGAAGGGUAGAUGAGGCAUUACACAUUUUUCAGGAGAUGAAAAAAGACGCAGCACCAAAUCUAUCAACAUAUAAUAUUCUCAUUGACAUGCUUUGCAAAUCAGGGAAGCUUGAGACUGCUUUUCAAAUUCGUAAUGACAUGCAAGCGGCUGGUUUGUUUCCCAAUAUAUUAACUGUGAAUAUAAUGAUUGAUCGUCUGUGCAAGGCAAACAAACUCGACGAAGCUUGUUCAAUAUUUGAAGGAAUGGAUAAAAAAGUUUGUAUGCCCAAUGAAGUUACAUUUUGUUCCCUAAUUGAUGGAUUGGGCAGGCAUGGGAGGUUGGAUGAUGCAUACCGACUCUACGAAAAAAUGUUAGAUUCUGACAAAACACCACCUAAGGGUCCUGUUGUUUACACAUCUCUGAUCAAGAACUUUUUCAAAUGUGGGAGAAAGGAGGAUGGUCACAAAGUGUACAAGGAAAUGGUUCGUAGAGGGGUCUCUCCUGACCUCUCCCUCCUUAACACCUACAUGGAUUGUGUUUUUAAAGCAGGAGAAACAGAUAGAGGCCGGGCACUUUUUGAUGGAAUCAGGAGUUGGGGAUUGACACCAGAUGUGCACAGCUAUUCCAUAUUAAUCCAUGGUCUCACUAAAGCCGGCUUUGCCCAGGAGACAUAUGAGCUAUUCUAUGCGAUGAAAAAACAUGGAUAUGUUUUGGAUACACAGGCGUAUAACAUUGUCAUAGAUGGAUUCUGUAAAUCGGGGAAAGUUAAUAAAGCUUACCAACUGCUGGAGGAAAUGAAGACAAAAGGUCUGCAACCCACUGUGAUAACAUACGGCUCGGUCAUUGACGGGCUAGCCAAGAUUGACAGGCUUGAUGAAGCAUACAUGCUUUUUGAAGAAGCCAAAUCUAAACGUGUUGAUUUGAAUGUGGUGGUGUAUACCAGUUUAGUGGAUGGGUUUGGGAAAGUUGGUAGGAUAGAUGAGGCACAUCUAAUCAUGGAAGAAUUGAUGCAAAAAGGGUUGACUCCAAAUGUACAAACAUGGAAUUGCUUGCUUGAUGCACUUGUGAAAGCAGAAGAAAUAGAAGAGGCUCUUGUCUGCUUCAAGUCAAUGAAGGACUUGAACUGCCCUCCUAACUUAGUUACAUACAGCAUCCUCAUAAACGGGCUUUGCAGGAUUCGGAAGUUCAAUAAAGCCUUUGUCUUUUGGCAGGAGAUGCAGAAAGAAGGCUUAAAGCCAAAUACGAUCACGUACACGACCAUGAUUUCAGGGCUUGCAAAGGCAGGAAAUGUGUCGGAAGCUGAUAAACUCUUCCGGAAAUUCAAGGCGAAUGGAGGCAGACCAGACUCUGCUUGCUACAACACUAUGAUAGAAGGGCUGAGUGUUGCAAACCGGGCAACUGAAGCGUACCAACUGUUUGAGGAAAGCCGAUUGAGAGGGUGUAUUAUAUGUACCAAAACAUGUGUUUUUCUCCUAGAUGCGCUGCACAAAGCUGAGUGUCUUGAGCAAGCUGCCAUUGUAGGUGCCGUGCUGAGAGAGAGAGCCAAAUCGCAGCACGCUUCAAGAUCUUUGUAAUUCUUCUUCAAAUCUAACUCUUCUGAAUAGGUCUUUGUUGUCAAACUUGAUUAGCUUCUUGGCUCAUCAUCCUUAGCCCCGUCUCCGAGCCAUAAGGCGUGGUGGUCAAGCAUCUCCCUUGGUUGUAAAAUAUUUAGAUGAUACCCCAAUACGGUAAGCAAGAGGAUUACUGGAGUUGGAAUGCAAGCUAGUUGUCUAAUCUUAUUUUUAUUUAAAUAGUUGUGGUUGUAAAAUAGUCCUUCCCCUGUACCUUUAGGGGAAAGCUUUUUGCACAAACUAAGUUUUCCAGAAUAAAGUUUUAUUCUUAUG